Messenger RNA from Salvia miltiorrhiza (redroot sage), 1408 nucleotides. RefSeq lists its product as uncharacterized. Lineage: Eukaryota; Viridiplantae; Streptophyta; Magnoliopsida; Lamiales; Lamiaceae. Bases 143 to 1261 code for a protein of 372 amino acids. The transcript has 8 exons. The record is from RefSeq and is a predicted model, not a curated record.
GGUAAUCUAUUCUAUAGUCCCAUCGUUUGCGGGACUUAAAACAAAUCAAACCUGAAUUUAAUUAAUUAAUAGGUUUAUUUGUGAAUAUUUACUUCGGCGUUACAUAAAAACCCAACCUAAGAAAACUCUUAUCAGCAGAGAGAUGGUUGAAGAAGAGGAGGAAAUAGUAGCAGCAGCUGUUAAUGCCGCAGAAGAAGACGACGACGACGAUGACGGGCCACCGCCUGGAUUUCAGUGCAUCCUAACUCUACAGCCACCGCCGCCAGAGAACGACGACGAAGAAGAGGAUGGCCCACCGCCUGGAUUCGACUUCGUCGCCCCCAAACCCCUUCCAUUGCUUCCGUCUUCUGAUAUGGAAAGCAGCAAAAAAGAUGACAUGGACGACGAUGAUGAUGAUGAUGAUGGGCCACCACCUGGAUGGGAGUUUGGUAAAAUUGUAAAUGCAUUGCCAAACACAACAUCAGGGCUGUCGUCGCCAGCUACACCUCCACCACAGCAGCUACCAUCAUCAGAACAGCCUUCUGAUAUAAAGGAGGAGAGCAACGAAGAAUUAGAUGAAGGCCCACCACCUGGGUGGGAGUCAGUGCUGCCGUGUCAGAUGCCACAACCACAAACACCACCCCUGCAGCCGCCAUCAACAGUUUCUUCCAAUAGUGAGAUGGGAAGCAAACAAAAAACUGUAGAAAUGGACAAUGAAGUGCCUCAAUCAGAGUCAGAACAGACGCCCACACCAGGGUGGUCGUCGCCAGCUACACCUCCACCACAGCAGCUACCAUCAUCAGAACAGCCUUCUGAUACAGGAAACAAAGAAGAAGAAAAAAAGAAUGAGGAGAAGAGACCUACAUCUGUGCACCAGCCUACAUCUCCUCGUCAGCAGCUUCAGUCAUCUCCUCUUCAGCAGCUUCAGUCAAAUCCACGCCCAUUGAUGCCUGCGCCUAAAUCAUCAUCUUCUGCGGAAAAAGCUCAGCUAGUUUGUGGUACUUGCCGAAAACUAUGUCUGUAUCCGCAAGGAGCAAAGUGGAUUAGAUGCCCAGGAUGCCAGGAAGUCAAUUUUGUCCUAGAAGCUCAUGAAGUCGGCCAAGUAAAGUGUGGAGGUUGUGCAGUGUUGCUUAUGUAUCCACAUGGAGCACCAGCAGUUGAAUGCUCUUCCUGCCGUUUUGUGACAGAAAUCGGGGCACACAAUAGGCGGCCUCCUCUUUCCUUUCAGCAGGCUCAAGCUCGAGAUCAGAGAAGACAGCGUCGCUCUGCCCCAGUCCGGUAGCCUGCUUUUGGUUUCUAUUAUUGGCCAUAGCCUAGGACUUUGAUAUAUUAGGGUACCAUCUUCAACUGUUAAUCAUACAUGCUCUAAUUUUGUUGUAUAUAUCUUAUAACACUAUUUUCCUUAUCAAUGUGGAGUAAUGUGCUAAAA